AUGUUUAAAAGUUUUAUUAGAUCUCCAAGUCCGAUUCGUGUACCUUUAUUACACAGCAAUCGUAGAAUUUCUUCCAAUUCAACAAUAACUUCACUAAAAACAAUUAAAACAACAAAUAACAAUAAGAUAAACAGUCGUUGUUUGCAUCAAAAUGUAAAAAAUAUUAAUACUACAUAUGCAAAUCGAAUUUACAAAAACACCACAUCAUCAAAUUCAAUCUUUAAUACUACACCAAUAGCCCUCUCUUCAUCGAAAAAUUUGAAUUCUUCAAUUCGUCAUCCUUUAUCCACAACCACAAAAAUUUCAUAUCAUUUUUACAAAAUUUUCACAUCAGUUCCUAAAGUUGAUGUUAAAAAAGUACUUGUAGUAGGAUCCGGAGGUCUAUCGAUUGGAUCACAGGCUAUUAAAGCUUUACGUGAAUCCAAUGUACAUACAGUUCUUGUAAACCCCAAUAUUGCCACAAUUCAAACAUCACAUGCUUUAGCAGAUACUGUCUAUUUCUUGCCUGUCACUGUUGAAUAUUUAACCUAUAUUAUUGAACGUGAAAGACCUGAUGGCAUAUUACUUACUUUUGGUGGCCAGACUGGUCUUAAUGUUGGUAUCAAGUUGGAACAAAUGGGUGUUUUGUCAAGAUUGGGUGUGAAAGUUUUGGGUACUCCAAUUCGUACUUUGGAAGUUAGUGAAGAUAGAGAUCUUUUUGCUAAAGCUUUGGCAGAAAUUGAUAUUCCUGUUGCACAAUCCACUGCAGUAAAUACUGUUGAUGAUGCACUUAAAGCAGCUGAAGAAAUUGGAUAUCCAAUAAUUGUUAGAUCUGCAUUUGCACUUGGUGGUCUUGGUUCAGGUUUUGCUAAUACACCUGAGGAAUUACGUAGCUUGUCCACUAAAUCUUUAGCAUUGUCAAAACAAAUCCUUGUAGAGAAGUCCAUGAAGGGUUGGAAAGAAGUUGAAUAUGAGGUGGUUCGUGAUGCUGCAAAUAAUUGUAUUACUGUUUGUAAUAUGGAAAAUUUUGAUCCAUUGGGCAUUCAUACUGGUGACUCAAUUGUGGUUGCUCCAAGCCAAACUUUAAGUGAUCAAGAGUAUCAUAUGCUUCGUACUGCUGCAAUCAAAAUCAUUCGCCACUUGGGUGUUGUUGGUGAAUGUAAUGUACAAUAUGCCUUGAACCCUGAAAGUCUAGAAUACAAAGUUAUUGAAGUUAAUGCUCGUCUUAGUCCCACUGGUUACCCACUUGCAUUUGUUGCUGCAAAAAUUGCCUUGGGUCACACACUUCCUGAACUCCGUAAUGCUGUUACUAAAACAACAACUGCCUGUUUUGAACCUUCUUUAGAUUAUAUUGUAACAAAAAUUCCAAGAUGGGAUUUAAGUAAAUUUCAACAUGUAAGACGUGAAAUUGGUAGUUCAAUGAAGAGUGUUGGUGAAGUAAUGGCUAUUGGUAGAACUUUUGAAGAAAGUUUACAAAAGAUUUGUGUUGGAGAUAAUGAUGAAGGUUCAUCAAAUAAAUUUAUUAACCAAGAUCUUAAUGAUGAUACAUAG
Messenger RNA from Entrophospora sp. SA101, 1530 nucleotides. Lineage: Eukaryota; Fungi; Glomeromycota; Glomeromycetes; Entrophosporales; Entrophosporaceae. The record is from the annotation of a GenBank genome assembly.